AUGGUGGGACUGCCUGAUGCCCUCCCUGCUGCUCUGGGCCCCGGUGGCUCUGAUCGUGGUGAGUCGGCCUGUGCUCGGUGCUUGGACGGGCCCUCACGGCGGUGGGGUGGACCCUGUGGAGAGGCCUCUGUGUCCUGCUGCACUUACCCCUGCAGAAGACCCCCCCACAGACCUCCUCCUCUGGGACUGAGCUCCUGUUUAAACCUAGUUCUCUGGCCCAGCACCUGCUGCGUCACUGCGGGGCUCUGUCCAGGACCAGACUGGCCCCGUGGCCCUGAGGAGACCCCCACCUCCAGACCGUCCAGAGUCUGUGUGGACUGUCUACCCCUGCACUGCAAAAAAGGAUAA
Molecule: messenger RNA, 348 nt
Organism: Knipowitschia caucasica
Lineage: Eukaryota; Metazoa; Chordata; Actinopteri; Gobiiformes; Gobiidae
Source: the annotation of a GenBank genome assembly